CGGGCGGGGAGCAGGGUGGACGCACUCUCCCGCUCCUCUCUCUCUCUCUCUCUUUCCCUCUCACCCCUUCCCCGCUCUCUCACACACGACAGUCAAGAUGUGAGGCGCUGGGCCAGCGCCUUCCAAUGCUAAUACGCGUCAAGUUCGCUGUUUCCAUCUGUGAUCUCAACUGUGAUAAUGCCGAAAGGUUUCCUGGUGAAAAGAAGAGAAGACAUGAGUGCUCUGGACUUGGUGCCGUACAGACCGUGGCGGGAUGCCCGUCUGCUGGCGGAGCAAGAGGAACCGGUGGAUUUCAGCCUACGGACUCUACGAGAGAGCCAAGGCAGAGACGACAGGCUGCACGAGGAACUUCAGCAGGUACGUGCCGACGAUUACGUGGAGGUGGUUAAAGAAGCAGUGCGGGGCUCAGAGAAGGGAAGUCGUUUGCUGGUCAGGACUCCGGACUCGGGCUUCAGUAGUCCCUCUGACGGCGACUUCUACAGGAGAUCCGUGUGUCACACACCGUCGGCACGCCUGCCGCCCAAGCUCCACCCGGAGGCGGUGACCCCGUGCGAGGUGGAACAGACGGCGCCUCUGGCACUCAUCAAGAGAAAACCCUCGUCGGAGGACCUGAGCACCGCCCUUCACGUCUCCACCGUGCACAGCCCUCCGGAGCCCGGCCAGUUCCAGCCCUUCCAGCUGACCAUCCCGAGACUGGAGGACCCGCGGUACGUGAUCCCCCCGCAGACCAGCCCCUACCACCUGUUGUCUCCCACGCUGUACUGGCCGCAUGGCUCCUCGCCCCUCAGGUCACCAAUCCCCUUCACCUCUCCCCUCGGCCGCUCGCCCUACGACCUCACCCCUGUGCCCCUCCAGAGUCCCCAGGAGGGUCUCAACCUCAUCACCCGUGCCCCGGGCUCCCCUCGCCUCAUCACCCCCAUCAAGGUGCCGCCCAAGUCCCCAGGAUCCAGCGCCACCACGCCCCAGAAGCGCAAGUCACCCUCCACCUCCGGAACUUCUGAAAAGAAGUUAAAAACUUCCAAGAAAAGCAAAGCUGCGCGGCGUCUGAACUUCGACGAGGACAAGACGUCGCCGGUGUCGGGAACCAUCAUCAGGGAGCUGGCCGAGGGCGAGGAGCCGCUCGUGGUGAGGAAGGGCGACAUCGACCCGGCCUACAACGUCGUUGAGAUCACAGAAGAAGCCAAGGCCGAGCUAGCUAAGAUCGACAACAAGAUCGGCGACUACGUGUGUCGACUCUGCAAGGAGAUGUACGACGACGCCUUCGGUCUGGCCCAACACCGGUGCUCCCGCAUCAUCCACGUGGAGUACCGGUGUCCGGAGUGCGACAAGGUCUUCAACUGCCCCGCCAACCUCGCCUCCCACAGGAGGUGGCACAAACCCAAGACCGCCGUGACGACGACCACCUCCGUGCCCAGCACCAGCGCCGCCCCCGGCAAGUGCGAGACGGACGCUCUCCCCGGCAAGAGCUACACGGAGAACAACAACAACAGCAGCACCAGUAACAACAACCUCCUGAAGGGUCCUCCGGCGCUGGUGCCCCUGCCACAGUUCAUGGCCCUCGCCAGGGACGACGACUCCGAGGAGCAGUUCGAGUGCGAACUGUGUUUCAAGAAAUUCAAACGUCAGUCGUACCUUCGGAAGCACCUGGCGACGCACCGCGGGGACCCUGGCGACGCUGACGGUGCAGGACCGUCUCACGCCCGUCAGCCGCCUGCCCUGGCGCCCCUCUUGUCCCCGCACUUCCCCAGCGAAGUCCUGCCUUGUCACCUGUGUGCCGCCGCCUUCUACACCCCCGCAGCUCUCGAGCUACACCUCGAGACGACCCACAUGCCUAAGCUGGAGCCUCCAACCGCCACCCAGCUGCACAUCCCUCAGUUCUCACCUCAGGGGCUCGUCCCGACGCAGCCGCCACCGCCCCACCUCCUUCACCGCCCCCACCAGAUCUCCGCGCCGACGUAACUUUCCGGCGAUCACCCCCCCUCUCCCACGUCUCCCUCGGUGCUACAGAAGUCCAGCGGACGUCACCAAGAAGACAUCCCAGGGCGUCUGCAGACUUCCCAACGGCAGGCGGGUCAGCCAGCGAAGUCGUCUGCUCUACCCCCGGUCUCAGCGCGGCGUCAAGGCAGGUCCUCCUCCUCCUACGGGAUCCUCACCCCAUCACUCAGCUCCUCCGGCAGAUCAGGUAUCAGUCCCCAGGCUCCCAUAUACCCCAGCCAUCUCCCCCUUCACUCUGACUCACCGUGGUACUCUCCUCCUCCUCCUCCUCCUCCCUCUAAAAAGUCGCGUCACUGGCCGUUGUCUUAGACCAUUUGUAUAUUUCCAUGUAUCCAGAUUUACUUAUAAAAGACAACUCGGAACACUUCAGAUGUAAGACUCAACUCCUAUAGCCUCGCGCACGUGUGUUUGGGGCCAUCAGCUGUGCGCGUUCAAUCAAUGGCGGAGUGGGUUUCAUUGACAAUUUUUUUUCCCCACCUUGAGUGUUGCUGUAGGUCGUAGCCCGCCCCAAACCGUCACUUUCACGACCUGUCAACAGGGUGACAAUGCUGUCAGUGUGUGUGUGUGUGUGUGUUAUUCCAGUCCUGGUGAUUGAGAAGCUCUCUGAGGCCCGUAUUGAUCUCACUGUUAAUAACCCAUUUAUACGGCGCCGUGAGAGCUCCUUUCAAUGCCAGUAUACUUGCAGUCGUUCUUUAUUUAUGACAUAAUGUAUUCUGGCCUUAUUCUUUAGCAUAUGAUGAAUUCUGGUCGUAUUCUUAAGUAUAUGAUGAAUUCUGGUCGUAUUCUUAAGUAUAUGAUGAAUUUUGGUCGUAUUCUUAAGUAUAUGAUGAAUUCUGGUCUUAUUUUUAAGCAUAUGAUGAAUUAUAGUCUUAUUCGUAAGCAUAUGAUGAAUUCUGGUCAUGUUCUUAGCCAUAUGAUGAAUUCUGCUAUUUUUCUUGAGCGUAUGACGAAUUCUGGUCUUAUUCUUAAGAAUAUGAUAAAGUCUGGUCUUAUUCUUAAGAAUAUGAUGAAUUAUGGUCUUAUUCUUAAACAUAUGAUAAAUUCUGGCCUUAUUCUUAAGCAUAGGAUGAAUUUGGGUCUUAUUCUUAAGCAUACGACGAAUUCUGGUCUUGUUCUUAAGCGUAUGAUGAAUUCUGGGCUUAUUCUUUAGCAUGUGAUGAAUAUGGUCUCAUUCUUAAGAAUACUGAUGAAUUUGGCCAUUGAUCUCAAGUUUAAAACCAAUAAUGUUGGUAUUAAUCUCAAGGUUAUUUGUGGCCUGCCCAGGUAACAAAUCCUGAAAUUGAUCUCAAGCUUAUCACUAAAUUCAACAAAUUGAUCUCAAGCUUAAAGGUUAGUUUGGCGUUAAUCUCAAAUUUACGAUUAAAUUUGGCCACUUGUCAUGAUGAACCAGAAGCCGUGCAAGUUGCCAGAUAGUCUCAUCUCUCAAAUUCAAGUGUGAUUAUUUGUACAGAUCAUUCUGGUUAAAAUCUGGACUUAAUUUUCUACUGAAAGGGGCGGUAUUUCUAAUAAUAUUUUAAUUUUUUUUUCUACAAAUAUUGAUCUUACGGCUUCCUAAACUCUUAAUUAUUUCCCAGUUGUCACUUAAGGACUAAUUGUUUUGGUAAGAAUUAGCUUGUAUGAUUAUUGAAUCAGUUUCAAUCGAGUACCUGAUGAUACCAUAAGGACCACAGGAUUAGAUUCCCUAUAUUAGACUCAAAGCCAAUAUAUGGACAAAGAACGAUAGGACGAAACGAGGCCAAUGUUAUUAUUACGUGAUAUUAACGCGGUUAUCACAUGAUCUUAAUGUUAUCAUGUAAUACUGACAAUAUUUUCCUGUGAUACUAAGAACUAAAAUUUAGAUAUCUAAUGAUGCUAUGGACAGUGGUCAACAAGGCUUGUUCUCGAGUUGCAAACUAUUGCUCUUGGGUAAUUAAGUGUUGAACAACAGUUUAGUAGCGCUGGAUAAGAUAUGAUUGUUCAGUAAUUAGCGUAGGUUAUUACUGUUCAUUACUCACUGAUCAUCAAAAUGUUCAGUCAGUGAGUAAUGUGAAAUGGUUUAAAUUAUUCUGUCUUGACUUCUACAAGAUUAUUUAGUGUUAUGUGUACUAACGAAUCGUGGUUUAUUGACACGAAUUAUUGGCUAUAAUUAUAGCGAUUAUCGUUACUGCUGUUAUAUAUCACGGAUGAUAUAAUAUUGGCCCUCGUUGUGCCAAGAGUGGUUAAUGCCGCUCUUGGGUUGUUCAGCCCCGUGCACCAGCUUAAUUGAUUGUUCUUUGUGUGUGUGUGCGCGUGUGUGUGUAUUUGGAGUUUUCUCGUGUGUUCAUUUUGGUUAUAUAUCUUUAUAAGGUUUAAUAUUAGCAUAUUAGUUUUAUGAUUAUUAAUUAUUAAUGGUGAAAUUUAGCAAGGGGGAACGCAGGAAUUGUGUUCUUGUAUUUUGUUGUAUGUAUUAUACAGUACAAUACACCAGACGAUGCAUACAUAUAUUUGAUCCUUCAUAGACAAGCCGAAGUUGAACGCUCGCAAUCGUUUUCGAUAUUUAUCUUUGAGUUUCGUUCCCUGGAAGCUCAUUGCUUCAGCUGUGGACGAAAAGGAAAAAAAAUAAUCGAUUUCUAGCCUAGUGGGCAAAGGUUAGGCUUCGCGCCACGCUCACUCUCCGUGAAUUAAAUUUUUGGGAACUUUGGCAUCAAUAAGUUUGAUCUAUAUCAGGUUAGUUAUUACUAAGAUAAGUUAUCGGGAUCAUUAAUUAUUACGAAUGCGAUUUCUCGGGAUUGUUAUCAUGUUUUUUAUUUAUCGUCUCGUUAUAAUGAACCUGAUUUCUCAAUUUCGCUAUUAUGAAUUUUAUAUAAGAGUUCGCGGCGAAGAGGGCGUUUAAAAUGAGGGUGUUCGUAAGAGAGAAUAUGAUGUGUCGAGGUCAUUAUAACAGGUGAAAUAAAUUGGAUUCAUUAUAAUGAAGACGGAUGAUUCAGUUCAUUGUUAACAGAGGUUCGGUUUGCUCGAAACCAUUUGUUUUUCAAGGGCGAAAUAACGAAGCCGUUCCAGCUGCCGAACGAUAGAUACCCCCCAGUCCCACUGGUGUCAUACCCCCCUCCUCGCCCCCCAUUGCCGCCCUCCUGCCCCAGUCCCCCUCUUUUUCCACCCCCCACCAUCAUCCCUCCCCCCCCACCCUAGCAGACCUACCGUGUCAUAUUCCAUUCUCUCUCUCUGAGGAUCGAUUAUUUUUUUGUAUACUCCCCCUAUUCUUUGUCCUCACCAGCCUCCAGAUACCCAAUUACUGCCUCCAGUGGGGCAACUCCAGUCACUGGUGACGGCUGGGCUAGAGAGCAGUGCUGG
Molecule: messenger RNA, 5304 nt
Organism: Procambarus clarkii (red swamp crayfish)
Lineage: Eukaryota; Metazoa; Arthropoda; Malacostraca; Decapoda; Cambaridae
Product: insulinoma-associated protein 1-like
Biological process (GO): negative regulation of transcription by RNA polymerase II; regulation of cell cycle process; neuron differentiation
Cellular component (GO): transcription repressor complex; nucleus
Molecular function (GO): DNA-binding transcription repressor activity, RNA polymerase II-specific; RNA polymerase II cis-regulatory region sequence-specific DNA binding
Source: RefSeq, a predicted model, not a curated record